AUGGCCCACCGAAAAGUAGUAGAAGCAGUAGACAGAUCUUUAAGGCAAAAUGAUCGAUCAAUGGGCGGUAUCACGGUUUUAUUUUGUGGUGAUUUCCGACAAACCUUACCGGUAAUACCACAGGGAACCCGAGCUGAUGAGGUUGGGGCUUGCCUAAAAAGCUCUUAUUUGCGACGUGAUAUACAAUCGGUACUUUUGACUAUAAACAUGCGAGUGAGAACUGGAAAUAACCCGGAUGAUCGUCAAUUUUCUGAUAAAUUAUUAAAGAUUGGGGAAGGUACCUAUCCACAACUACACCAAGGAAAACUUAUUCUGACGCCUGAGUUAUGUUGUAUAGUGCAAUCCCAACCACAUCUUAUAUCGUCGGUGACGUAA
Messenger RNA from Parnassius mnemosyne (clouded apollo), 375 nucleotides. NCBI's taxonomy places the organism in Eukaryota, Metazoa, Arthropoda, Insecta, Lepidoptera, Papilionidae. The record is from the annotation of a GenBank genome assembly.